Caretta caretta (loggerhead turtle) is the source of this 3897-nucleotide messenger RNA. RefSeq names its product solute carrier family 27 member 6 (gene SLC27A6). Gene Ontology annotation, biological process: long-chain fatty acid metabolic process; long-chain fatty acid import into cell. Lineage: Eukaryota; Metazoa; Chordata; Testudines; Cheloniidae. The record is from RefSeq and is a predicted model, not a curated record. Gene Ontology annotation, molecular function: long-chain fatty acid transmembrane transporter activity; long-chain fatty acid-CoA ligase activity. Gene Ontology annotation, cellular component: endoplasmic reticulum membrane; plasma membrane.
GGUAUAGCAAGGAGCGCAGCACCGAGGCUCCCCACCACUGUUUCCGCAAGUCCCUGUGUGACCUUAGCCCCAGACAGGAGGUCGCGCUCGUCAGGGAGCCCCGGGGGAGUGUAGGGGAGAAGCUUGUUCCACUCAGUGGGUCUUGGGGCCGGGGGCCCGCACUCACCUUGCUCUGCCUGCUGAACGCUGGGGACCCUAGUCCCGCUCCGCUCCUUGGGUGUCCGCGGGCUCGUUGUGCUCGCUGGGAGCCGUAGGCGCGGCGCGUUCCCCUCCUUUUGCUGUGAGGACAGGGCGCUCUUGCCACCUCUGCUCGCCGAGCCUCUGAAGGGCAGCGCGGGGAGCUUGCCUCGCUCUGCCUAGAGACUGACCAAGGGUGUUGGCUCGCUCCGCUUGGUGGGACCCCGGGGGCAGGAGCUCUUGGCUCGCGUUGGUCAGUGGGUCCUGCUGCGGGGAUGCCCAUCUUCCACCUGUUGCCUUGUUCUGAGCUUCUUUGAGGCGCUCGUGCGCGUCUCUUCCCGCCCCGGGUUCUCCCAGCUUGCUCAUUGGGGGAAAGCUGCCGGAGUUCCUGAGCUUCCUUUCCGACUCUCCCAUCUGGACUCUGACCCGUCUCUCCAGACUCAGGGACGCCAGUAAAGCACCCCAGUACUGCUGGGUGAGGCGCUUACAGCUGUUGUUUGUUGUCCGCAGCUUGUUUGCUCCGGCUGUUCCGAUGUUACCCUAUUGGGUAACGGGCGCCGCAGCUGGGAUUGUCUCCCUGCAUCUCAUCCAGAAACUCCUCUUCCCCUACUUCUGGCACGACCUUAAAUACCUGCUGAAAGUGAUAAAAUAUGGGCUGACCAUGGAGAUCUACAGGCUGCGAGGGAAGAUUUUCACGGUGCUGGACAGGUUUGUGAAACAAGCUGAAAGGCAGCCCCACAAGCCAUUCAUUGUCUAUGAAGGAGAUGUUCACACCUACCAGGACGUGGACAGGAGGAGUAACCGGGUAGCUCAGGUCUUCCUGCAACAGGGAGCGCUGAAAAAGGGGGAUACCGUGGCCCUGCUGAUGAGCAAUGAACCUGACUUCAUUCAUGUGUGGUUUGGAGUGGCCAAGCUGGGCUGUGUGGUGGCUUUCCUCAACUUCAACGUCCGCUCCAGGUCCCUUCUGCAUUCUAUCCGGAACUGUGAGCCCAAGAUACUCAUUGUGGGAGCAGAUAUGCUUGGGACAUUAGAGGAGAUUCUUCCUAGCCUCCAAAAAGAUAUUGGUGUUUGGGUAAUGACCAAAGACUGCACUCUGCCCAGUGUUAAUCCCCUUUUAGACAAGCUGGAAACUGCAUCUGAAGACUGUGUGCCAGUUAACCUCCGCUCUGCAAGCAACCUCAAAUCCUCUGUACUCUACAUUUUUACUUCAGGGACUACAGGUCUACCAAAAGCUGCAGUUAUUAGUCAUCUGCAGAUCCUAAAAGGAGCUGCUGGAUUAUGGGCAUUUGGUGCUACUGCAGAUGACACUGUUUAUAUAACUCUCCCUCUUUACCACAGUGCAGCUUCUGUCCUUGGCAUUGCUGGAUGUAUUAAAUUGGGUGCAACUUGCGUCUUAAGAAAGAAAUUCUCAGCUAGUCAAUUCUGGAGUGACUGCAAAAAGUAUAAUGUGACUGUUAUCCAGUAUAUUGGAGAGCUUUGUCGUUAUCUUUGCAACCAGCCUGUGAAAGAAGGAGAAAAAGAUCACAAAGUUCGCUUGGCAGUUGGAAAUGGAGUAAGGAGUGAUGUAUGGAGAGAAUUUUUAGGCCGAUUUGGUGACAUCAAAAUGUGUGAGUUUUAUGGGGCUACUGAAGGAAACAUUUCUUUCAUGAACCACACUGGGAAAAUAGGAUCUGUGGGACGUACUAAUUUCUUUUAUAAGCUUUUUUUCCCCUUUGACUUAAUCAAGUAUGAUUUUAAAAAAGAUGAACCGAUUAGAAAUAGGCAUGGUUGGUGUGAGAAGGUUAAGAAAGGUGAGGCUGGUCUUCUCAUUUCCAAAGUGAAUGCAAAGAAUCCCUUCUUUGGUUAUGCUGGGAGUAAGAAACAUACAGAAAAGAAAUUACUCUGCGAGGUGUUUAAGAAGGGAGACAUUUAUUUCAAUACAGGGGAUCUGAUGGUUCAAGACCAAGAGAAUUUUCUUUACUUUUUGGAUAGGAUCGGGGAUACCUACAGAUGGAAAGGAGAGAAUGUUGCAACUACUGAAGUUUCUGAUGUCAUUGGUAUGUUGGACUUCAUACAGGAAGCCAAUGUAUAUGGUGUUCCUGUGCCAGAUCAUGAAGGAAAAGUGGGAAUGGUCUCUGUUACUUUGAAGCCCAAUAAGUCAUUAGAUUUAGAACAAAUGUAUGAACAAGUUGUGACAUAUCUACCAGGCUAUGCUUGCCCACUAUUUUUAAGACUCCAGGAAACAAUGGAAAUGACAGGAACUUUCAAACAACAAAAAUUUCGGUUGGUGAGGGAAGGGUUUAAUCCAUCUGCAAUCACUGAUCCACUUUAUUUUUUAUACAGUUCUAAAAAAUCUUAUAUUCCAUUAACCAAAGAACUUCAUGACAAGAUCUUAUCUGGGCAACUGAAACUUUAAUUAGUGUUAAAUUAACAGAUUUGAUAACUACUUUGUAAGAAGCAACAAAGGCACUAAGUAAUAUUUCUAUGUAGUUUGUAUUCUUGAUAUUUUGCAGCCAUAUCUUUUUGGAUUCAGAAGUUUCACUACACCUUUCAGUUUUGAUCGUCACUGAACACUAAUAAUUUUCUAUCUCCUGAAACACCAAAUAUACUUUAUAUUACUUAUGAAACAUGUUUAAAAUGUAUCUUCUUUGUGAUUUGGGGUAUGAACGUCUUGAACCUAUUUUCUAUAUCAGACAUGAAUGAGUGAUAGUUACAGAAAAAUAAUAAUAUACACAGAAAUAAAUUAUAUUGGAAAAAUAUACUACUGUUAGUAUUGUUGCUUGAGACUAACAUCUAUUUUACUGUACUUAAUAGUUUUCCUUUAAAUUUCAUAAAGCCAAAUGAUUAUUUAUAAAAUGUUAAAAUUAAAAAGGAACUGAAGAAAGGUAGGGAAAAAACCACAAACUAUAAUUUUCCUGCUCUAUGAAAACAUUGACUUAAGCUGCUUAGUUUCAAUACAUGGAAGGCAUACAGCAUACAUUGUUCUUAUCUCCUUCCCACAUGGCAUCUGGAUCUUGGUUCUGUCCUCAUCUGAUUCCUAAUCCACUUACCUUCUGCAGCAUAUUUAAAUUCCUUGUCCACAUGCAAGAUGCAAGUUUACUGCUCUAAGGGCCCAGGCCAAAGCCGUUGAAGGCAAUGGUGAUCUCUCUGGCUUUUUCCAUUCACUUCCAUACAUGGGGGAACCAUCCCUCUUCCUGACCUUGUUUUCCAUAAUCCAAUCUUAAACGCACACAUGCCUAAAGCCUACAGAUCAUAAUGCUCCCUCAAAGCAACAUCAACAAGAUAAAUAAGAAGAGAGUUGGACAUCAAAAAAUCCUCUUAACAAAACAUGGAACUAAUGAAAUGUGUGGUAGCUUCACUGCUCAGCAGCAUGCCUUUUUGUUGUCAUCUAUUCCCUUCCUUCAUUUGUACCUUGUCUCUUUAGACUGUAAACUUCUGAGGGCAGGGUAUACUGUCUGGUAAAGCAACUAGCACACUUUUGGCACUGGAUAAAAAUAUCCAUGCAUUGAUGUGCAUAGUCCUGGUCUGUUGGGUAGUGUCACUCAGAUGUAGUUAGGACAAAUGGAUUGGAAGUCAUUGCCAGCUGAGGGCAAAAAUUGUUCUUAGAACAUUAAAAAAAAUGUAUAAAACAAGAAUAUUAGUUCUUUAAAAGAUUCAUCUUAAUUAACCAGUGGGUGCCUUGUUUUCUUAAUGACUGAUUCGGAUUAUUAUUUGAAGGUAUUUUAAAAUUCUAGACAUACA